ACACUGCAUAAUAGGUGAGGGGGAAAGGAGUGCCCAAAAAGGCAUUCAGCGCGUUUUUUUUCUCUUACAUUGUACUUUGAAAUGAAAACUACCUGAAGUUGUAAAACAGAACGCUGGGUGGCGCUGCAGGACAAGAGAGUAAAAACCUCUCCACGAUUCCAAGACUACGUAAAGCCGUAAAGCCGUCUCCGACAGCUUGCAAAGGAAGCAUUUUACACCACCGGAGCUAGAGGGUUUCAGAGAGGCCGCUACCCCCAUCCCCACGUCAGUCAAUGUUAGGAACUGACUCAAGAUUAUUGAACUAAGAUAGCAGAGUUGGCUGCAAAGCAAUCAUUUUGUGAUUUAAUACUGGAUCUUUUGGACAAGGAGGAAGGAUGGAGACGCCGCUCCCCAAAGCGCCCCGGAAAAGGCAAGUGACCGCCAUUAUUAUUCUAUUACUAUUGUGGGAGGCGGGCGGUGCGACCAUUAACUAUUCCGUUCUAGAAGAGAGGGAGAGCGGCUCUUUUGUGGCCAACCUCGCAAAAGAUCUGGGUCUGGGCUUAGGGGAGCUGGCCGCGCGUGGCGCCCGGAUUCUAUCCAAAGGGAACAGACAGCAUUUGCAGCUCGAGCAGAAGAGUGGGUAUUUGCUCCUCAAAGAAAAAUUGGACCGGGAAGAGUUGUGUGGUGACACGGAUCCGUGUAUACUGCAUUUCCAGGUGUUACUGAAAAACCCGCUGCAGUUUAUUCAAGGGGAACUCCAGCUCCGAGAUGUAAAUGACCAUGCCCCAGAAUUCUUGGAACAGGAAAUCCUCCUGAAAAUCCCGGAAAGCAGCCAUCCUGGGACUGCAAUUCCUUUGAAAACAGCUCAGGACUUAGACGUGGGCAGCAACACAGUUCAGAACUACACCAUUAGCACCAACCCCCAUUUCCACCUUUUCACUCGCAGUCACAGCGAUGGCAGGAGGUACCCCGAGCUGGUGCUGGACAAAACACUGGACCGUGAAGAGCAGUCAGAGCUCAGGUUAACCCUCACGGCGCUGGAUGGCGGGUCGCCGCCCAGGACUGGGACUUCCCAGGUUGUCAUUGCAGUCCUGGACAUAAAUGACAACGCCCCUGAGUUUGCCCAGCUGCUCUAUGUGGUGCAGGUCUCAGAGAACAGCCCUGUAGGCUCCCUUGUCAUCACCGUCUCCGCUAGAGAUUUAGAUGCUGGGACCCAUGGCGAGCUCUCCUACUCGUUUUUCCAAUCAUCAAAUCAAGGCAUUCAGGUGUUUGAAAUAAACGCAGUCACGGGAGAACUUCGGUUAAAAAGAAUGCUGGAUUUUGAGGAAAUUCGGUCUUACCGUAUGGAAAUUGAGGCCUCAGACGGUGGAGGCCUUUCUGGGAAAUGCACCGUAGCCAUAGAAGUGAUGGAUAUAAAUGACAACGCCCCGGAACUGACCAUGUCAUUACUCAUCAGUGACAUCCCAGAAAACACCCCAGACGCUGUGGUAGCUGUUUUUGGAAUUUCAGAUCCAGACUCUGGAGACAAUGGCAAAAUGACUUGUGUCAUCCAAGACCAUCGCCCCUUCCUACUGAAACUUACUGUAGAAAAUUUCUACACCUUGGUAACAGAAGGAGCGCUGGACAGAGAGAGUCAGGCCGAGUACAACAUCACCAUCACCGUCACCGACAUGGGGACCCCCAGGCUGAAAACCCAGCACAACAUCACCCUGCUGGUCUCCGACGUCAACGACAACGCCCCCGCCUUCACCCAAACCUCCUACACCCUGUUCCUCCGCGAGAACAACAGCCCCGCCCUGCACAUCGGCAGCGUCAGCGCCACAGACAGAGACGCGGGCGCCAACGCCCAGCUCACCUACUCGCUGCUGCCGCCCCACGACCCGCAGCUGCCCCUGGCCUCGCUGGUGUCCAUCAACGCGGACAACGGCCACCUGUUCGCCCUGAGGGCGCUGGACUUCGAGGCGCUGCAGGCGUUCGAGUUCCGCGUGGGCCACAGGCUGCUGGUGCUGGUCAAGGACAAUGGCGAGCCCGCGCUGUCUGCCAGCGUCACGCUGCACGUGCUGCUGGUGGAUGGCUUCUCGCAGCCCUACCUGCCGCUGCCGGAAGUGGCGGCCGACCAGGCGCAGGCCGACCCGCUGACCGUGUACCUGGUCAUCGCGUUGGCGUCGGUGUCGUCGCUGUUCCUGUUCUCGGUGCUGGCGUUCAUCGCGGUGCGGCUGUGCAGGCGGAGCAGGGCCGCCUGGGUGGGUGGCUGCUCGGUGCCUGAGGGCCACUUUCCGGGCCACCUGGUGGACGUCAGCGGCACAGGGACCCUGUCCCAGAGCUACCAGUAUGAGGUGUGUCUCACCGGAGUCUCCGGAUCAAAUGAGUUCAAAUUCUUGAAGCCUAUUAUCCCUAACCUCCUACCCCAAGGCGCUAAUGAAGAAAUAGAGGAAAAUGCCACCUUCCAGAAUAACUUCGGAUUCAAUUAGGAAUCGAAUCAUGAUGCAGUGUCUUUUGUAAGAUCUUUAGUUCCUCCAGGUACAGAGUUUGAGAGCGUAAUGGACAAAAAUCCUAACUUUAAGUAUAGCCUGGAUUUUCCUUUUGGGUGUCAGUGGCAUCCCCAUUAUGAGGUGUGUCUGAACAGAAGCUUAGGAGUUAUCGAGUUCAUGUUCCUCAAACCAACUGUCGGCAAGUUUAUGUGUGAAUGGGGCUGGUAGGGACACCGAGGAAAACUCUAACUUUACAAAUAAUUUUGAGUUCAAUCAGGAAUCUCAUCUUGACAAGACCUGAUAAAUGAUAAUAUACAUUCGGGUAUUUCCCAACCCUUGCAUUCACAGAAGGGCUUACAUAUUCACACAUUCAUAAUUAUUGCCAUAUUUAUAGUUAUUGCAACCUGUUGAAGUAUUUCAUAUUCUGAAUCUCUAGGUGUUUUUGUUGUUUUAUCAGGUUUUCUCCCUCACAUUUUGCAUGAUCCUACAAUAGCAGAGCACUGGUGUUUCUCAGGAUUUCGGGGUAAGAUUUUUGAAGUUAUCAAUGUUUUCAGAUUCCUGAUAUUUUAGCUUGUUCACUGAUAUAUUGUUAUGAUUACGAGAAUUGUGUUUAAUGAUUAUCAUCAGCAUGAGUCUAACUAAUGUAAAUGAUGGCUUUUAGUUUUAAAAAUAAUUUUCAUUUAUGCAAAAAUUACUGUGACCUUGUAAAUUAUUUGAUUCCUGUAAUGUUGUUUCAAAAACACUGCCGUAGAUUUUCAAAUGAACUAAUAUUUUAGCUGGAUGUUUUCUAAGUUGAGUAUUUUCUUUCAAAAUUGAGAGCAUGUAGUUAGACCAC
Molecule: messenger RNA, 3285 nt
Organism: Myotis brandtii (Brandt's bat)
Lineage: Eukaryota; Metazoa; Chordata; Mammalia; Chiroptera; Vespertilionidae
Product: protocadherin beta-14
Exons: 2
Coding region: 375-2450 (691 amino acids)
Biological process (GO): homophilic cell-cell adhesion
Cellular component (GO): plasma membrane
Molecular function (GO): calcium ion binding
Source: RefSeq, a predicted model, not a curated record